GAUCGACCGGCUCAAGGUACCGAAGAGUGGAAUCAAAUGCGCAGAAUCAAUCACAAGGAAGUGGAGAGGAAGCGUCGUGAAACCAUCAAUGAAGGCAUCGGUAUGCUUUCUGCCCUUGUGCAAAAAGAAUACUCCCAGCCUGAACGCAAUAAAGGUGCCAUCCUCCGAAAGGCAGCACAGUAUAUUGAGAAGCUGAAGAACAAUGAGACAAACCUGACGGAACGCUACACACUUGACAAGCUGCUCUCGGAUCAGACCAUUGCAGACUUGCAAAGUAAGCUGGAAAAGACAAAGCAAGAGUGUGAGCGAGCAUGGAGGGAAGUGGAUAUCUGGAAACGUGCAGCU
Messenger RNA from Protomyces lactucae-debilis, 345 nucleotides. RefSeq lists its product as uncharacterized. Gene Ontology annotation, cellular component: nucleus. Lineage: Eukaryota; Fungi; Ascomycota; Taphrinomycetes; Taphrinales; Protomycetaceae. The annotation marks the transcript as partial. The transcript has a single exon. The record is from RefSeq and is a predicted model, not a curated record. Gene Ontology annotation, molecular function: protein dimerization activity; DNA-binding transcription factor activity.